GAUGACACUUAGCUAAUAAUGAUAAUUCGAUUUUGAUCUAACUCAAAUGACAUUACCCAAAUUUUAUUCAUCAAAUUUAUCUUUAUCAAAAUACAUAAUAAAUAUUAUACGAAGUAAUAAAUAUAAUAAUAAAAAAAAUAAAUAAUAAAUAAACAAAAAAACCCUUGAUCAGCAUAUGAUGUGUCAGCAAUACAUAAAAUAGUAGGUGGGUGACGCAAUAAAUUAUGAGCGGAUACAGGCUUACAGCACAAAGAUAAGUAAUGGAGGCCAUUUUCCAUAUUUUGGACAUCAUAAAAAGACAACCAAAGUGGAAAAUUGGGUCCAAAGAACCAUGAAUCCAUGAUAGCACCAUAGUAGGCCUAAGGCAGUUGCCACUAUAUCUUCAGUUCUCUACCAACCAUGUUGUGAGGGAAUAUGAAUGGAUCAUUUGGAGCAUAGAGAGUGGAUUGAAUCAGCAAACAAAGGCAAUCCACUUUGGUUAGGAAAAUCCUCAUAUUUUAGAAUACCAUGUCUAGAUGAUGGGGAAUUGAUUCAGCUUGCAAAAGAGAACUAUGAGCUUCGACAAAAGGUUUAUCAGAAAGAAUUAGGAGAGCUCAUAAGGUGGUCCAAGAUUUGCGGUCUUAUGGAUAUGGGCUUUGCUCGAGAGAAAACUACUUAUUGCUAUUUUGCAGUUGCUUCGGCUACUUCCCUUCCCUAUGAUUCUUAUGUUCGACUUAUUGUGGCAAAGAGUGCCGUGCUUGUAACCAUUUUCGACGACUAUUUCGACAUGGUAGGAUCACUUGAUGAACUGCAAAUCCUUGCAAACGCAGUGAAAAGAUGGAAUAUCAAAGGCUUAAAAAGUCAUGGCAAGAUCCUUUUUGAUGCACUCGAUAGUUUUGUGACUGAGGUAGCAAACAAGUACUUUGAUCAAUAUGGAAUCGACAUAGUAGAUAAUCUUCAAAAAAUUUGGCAUGAGGUGGUUGAUUCAUGGCUAACAGAAGCAACAUGGAGCAAAACAGGGCACAUUCCGCCGAUGGCUUCCUAUUUGGAAACCGGCAUGAUAUCAAUAGCUGCGCACAUAUUAGUGCUUCAAGCUUCAUGCUUUCUUAUACCGAGCUUAUCCCCUCACAAACUUAAUCCUUUUGAACAUGAAUACAUUACUAAACUCCUUAUGAUAUCAUGUCGUUUAUUGAAUGACUUACAAAGCUACGAGAAAGAGGUUAAGGAUGGCAAGAUCAACUCCGUACAUAUAUACAUGAAAGAAAAUCCAGAAGCCAAUAUCGAAGAUGCAAUUCAUUACGUCGAAAACCUACUUGAAGAAACCAAAAUGAAGUUGCUAGAACUAGCAUUGAUGGAUGGAAAUGAUGUUGAAGAUUUGCCAAAGCCUUGCAAGAGGCUACACUUAACAGCCCUUAAAGUCUUUCAAAUGUUCUUCAACUCGGCCAACCAUUUCGACUCUAAGGAUUCCUUGUUAAAUGAUAUCAACAAGGCAAUCUUUAUUCCAUUGGAACCUCACACUUCUCUUCAUCAUUCAGAGCCUCAACCUCUACUUCCCCCUCCAAAGAAGCCGCGAUUAGUGAUCAAUUCGUAUAACAAAGUCUCGAUGAAGUACCAUGGCCCGUGGAAACCAAAUCAUCGAUUUCAUUGUACUUUCCCUGCAAUAUCAACUGGAAGUCGUCGGAUGGUGCCUUUGAUGAAGGUUUAUUCAUCAAAGUUCAACUUCUUUGUCACCCAUUAGAGCUGGAGUAUAAGGAGAAAAUUCAGCAUUAAAGCUGAUUGUAUAUAAUAUAUAUACCACUACAACACUGGGGUCUUAUAUAUAACAGUUUUUAUAAGAAUGGAAGUAGACAUAAUUUACACAAACACUAAAUUUUCUCCUUAUUAAUUUGUGUAAAUGUCUACUUGAUAACAAUUGUUUGUAUUGUACUGUGGUGCCUUCACUCUAAAGUUCUACUUGUAUAUAUAGUGUGAUGUAUCUUAUC
Molecule: messenger RNA, 1961 nt
Organism: Chenopodium quinoa (quinoa)
Lineage: Eukaryota; Viridiplantae; Streptophyta; Magnoliopsida; Caryophyllales; Amaranthaceae
Product: S-linalool synthase-like
Exons: 6
Coding region: 419-1717 (432 amino acids)
Biological process (GO): diterpenoid biosynthetic process
Molecular function (GO): terpene synthase activity; magnesium ion binding
Source: RefSeq, a predicted model, not a curated record